AUGAAUAAUAUAAAUUUUAGUAAUACGAGCAAUACAAACGGGAAUACUUAUAUUUACAAAGAGAAUUAUGGAAAUAACAAAUUAGGCAUAAAUGAAGAGUCAAGGAAUUAUUCAAAAGAUUCUGAUGAAAUAUAUAAUAAUAAUAAUAAUAAUAAUAAUAAUAAUACCAUAGAUGAAAUAAAUAAGAGGAAAGAAAAUAUUAAAUAUAUAAGUGAAUUUGCCAAAUAUUUUUUUUUUAUAGCAAAAAAAAUUGCCGCUUUAAAAGAUGGUCGCUAUAAUAAUUUAUGUGACGAUGAAAAAAAUCAGAAAGCCUUAGUUACACAUUUAAUAUAUAAAUUAAAUAAUAUAUUAUCUUCACUUUUAAAUUUUAAUGUUUUAGAAUAUAAUGAAAAUGAAAAAAAUAUAAAACAAGAAAUUGAAUAUCUAUGUUUAAAGAAUAGUAGUAUAACAUUAAAUAAAAUACGAUACAUGUUAAAAAAACUAGACAACAAUAAUAAAAAAUAUAAAUAUGUUUUAUAUAUAUUAUUAAUGUUAAAAGAAUAUGAUGAUAAAUACCCUCCUAGGAUACCAGAAAUGCCUAAUAAAAAUACAAAUCAUUUAAACAUUCAUCAUAAUAAUAAUUUUGGAACAAGUAAAAAUAUAAAUGAUAAUAAUAAACAAGUUCAUAAUAUUACUUACAAUGAUAAGACAUAUGCAAAUAAUUUACACACUGAGGAAAAUUCUUCUCUGAAUAUGACGAGAAACAUAAAUGAAAAAAAUUAUACGAUAAAAGAACACACAACUAAUAUGUUUCAUGUCCCAAAAAAUACACAUAACAAUUAUAAUUUAAAUAAUCAUAAUAUUAAUGAAGAUACAAAUGAUUUUCAUAAAAAUAAUUAUGGACAUUAUAAUAAUUCAGUACAUAAUUUUAAUCAAAUUAAUCAAAAUGAAUACGAGGAAAAUAAGAAACAAUGUAAAUUAAUCAAUAAAAAUGAUAAUAAUAAUAUAAAUAAUAUAAAUAAUAAUAAUAUAAAUAAUAGUAUCAUUCUUCAUAAAAACAAUUUAGUAAAUAAAAGCUUAUUUGCAAAUAUUAUUUUAAAUAAUAAAUUUCAUAGUUUAGAUGUCGAAGAAAAUUUCCUUCUAAGAGAUCUUAUAUAUCCAUUACAAGGCAUAGACGGAGAAUUCAUCAAAUAUAAUAAAAAUGAAAAAAUAUUUUGUGUACCUAAUAGAAAAGUUAGCUUAGGCAUGCAACAUUUAAUACAUAAUAUUGGUAGCGUAGGUAUGCUAUUCAAAAAAAUAAAAACUUUUAUAACAUAUUCAAAUGUCAAUCAUAGAGGAAAAGUAAGCAUUUACGAAGACACUGAUAGUUUCUCUAGCGAUGCUGAUGAUUAUCAUUAUGAUUAUAAUCAAUGUGAUAAAAAUUCUCACUAUGGUGAUUUAAUAAAUGAUCCAAAUGGUCAUAAGAAUCAAUAUACAAACAAUACAUCAAAUAAUCUUCAGCAACUCAAAUUUAAAUUAAACAAUGAAAAUUAUAUCCAACAUAAUACAAAUCAUAACAAAGUAGAAGAUAAAUCGUUUUAUGAUGUACACAACGGAAGAAAUGCUAAUGAUUUUUAUAUCAAGAAGAAAAAUAAUGUAGAUGAUAUGAACACGCAAGGUAAUGUAAAUGAUAUUCACAUGAACAGGCAAGGUAAUAUAAAUGAUAUUCACAUGAACAGGCAAGGUAAUAUAAAUGAUAUUCACAUGAACAAAUACGAUAAUGUAGAUAAUAUUCACAUGAACAAACACGAUAAUGUAGAUAAUAUUUACAUGAACAAACAUGAUAAUGUAGAUAAUAUUUACAUGAACACACACGAUAAUGUAAAUGAAAUUCACAUGAACAGUCAUGUAAAAAAUGGAAAGCUACUAAAUUAUGAAAAUAGAAAAAGUAAAAGUUCAAAACAUCGAAUAAGUAAAUAUAAGAAAGAAGUUUGUAUGUUAUCUAAAAAGGGAAGUUUAGUAAUAGAUGCAUUAUAUCAGGUAAUACGUGAAUAUAUAAAUGAGUAUUACAAAUUAUUAUCGUAUAUAGAGAGUGAUAUUAAUGAGCAUAUACAUAAAAACACGGUAUAUAUAGGAAUAAAGAAAUUAUAUUUAUUGUUACAAGAAUCUUAUAAGAUAUUAAGAGUGUUGGUAGGUGUGAUAGAUGAGUCCUUGCGAAAUACUGGUUGUACUUUUUUAUCGUAUUUAUAUUCUAAAUCACAAACAUAUGAUUAUGAGGAGCAAAAAAUAUAUAAGAAGAUUUUACAAAGAUGUAUAAAGCCAAUAAAUGAAAUAUUAAAGCAUUGGAUAGAAUAUGGAGAAUUAAAAGAUAAAUAUAAUGAGACAUUUAUAGCAGCUAAUAAGAUUGUGAAUUCAGAAGAAAUAUGGUUGAAUAAAUUUUAUUUGAAUGUGAAUAAAAUACCUUUAUUUCUUAGUUUUAGUAUAGCAAAAAAAAUUUUGAUGACAGGGAAAAGUGUGUAUUUGCUUAAUAGUAUUAUAAAUAAAGAUAUGAUGAAUAAUUAUAUGAAUGGCAAAUAUAUAUAUAAUAAUAAUAAUAAUAGAAAUAGAUAUAUAUCUUCCAUGUCAAAAAUAAAAUCAAUAAUGUAUAACAAAAAGGUUUUAUUAAAUCAUGAAAAAGAAGAUGAAGAUGAAGAGGAAGAACAAAAAAAUGAUUAUAUUAAAAAGAAAGCUAAUAAACAGGUUGAUUAUUUUAAUGAUAUAAAAGUGAAAAGGGGUAUUGAUAAAAAUGACGAUAUGAAUGAUUAUAAAAAUGAUGACAUGUAUGAAGAUGGUCAAAGAGGGGUAAAAAAAAUAAUAAAAAAAAAAAAAAAAAUGGAUAGAAAUAAUAAUAAUAAUAAUAAUAUGAAUUAUAAUAAUUAUAAUAAUUAUAAUAAUAAUUAUUAUAAGAACGAUUCGUUAUAUUAUUCACGCCAUAAUAAUAAAAAUAAAUAUUCAGAAUAUAACGAUAGAUAUAUAGAAGAUGAAGAUUAUGAUGAUGACAAUAUGAUCGAUGUAUUUUCUAUUAAUGAUAUUAAUAUGUAUAUAGAAAAUAUAGAUGAUUAUAUUAAUAAAGUAUCUGAAAGUAAAAAUAAGAAUUUGAUAAAUGUAUUAUUAAAUAAUUAUAAUUUAUAUGAAACAUUCCAAGCAUUUCGUCAUUUCCUUUUAUUAGUUGAUGGUGAUUUAUUUGAAACAUUAUUUGAGAAUAUGAAAAAUGAUUUAUAUAUGAAUGCAGAAGAAUUAAAAAGACAUUAUCUUAAUAGUAAAUUAGAUUUAUGUAUAAAAUCUUCUUCAUUAUUUACUCAGGAUUCAAAUAUAAUAAAUAAAUUGACACUUGAUAAAUUUAAUGUGAAAAGAGGAGAUACUGGUUGGGAUGUUUUAGUUUUUGAUUUUUUAGUAGAGAAACCAUUAGAUAUAAUAUUUACUAAGAAAAUAAAAAAUAUAUAUAAAAGUAUAAAUAUUUUAUUAAUCAAAUUAAAAAAAAUACAAUGUGAAUUAUCUAAUAUGUGGUAUUUAUUUACACAUUUAUUUAAAAUAAUAAAUAUCAUUUAUUAUAAUUCUCUAUUUAAUUUUUGUAAUACUAUAAGAAAUGAAAUGUUCCAUUUUAUUCAAAAUAUAUUAUCUUAUUUUUAUUAUGAUGUUAUAGAUACUAAUUGGCGUGCAUUUCAAAAAAAAAUUUUCUUAUGUAAUAAUUUAGAUCAAUUAAUCAAAGCACAUUAUAAUUAUAUUACACAAAUACAGUAUGAUUUAUUCUUAGGAAAUUAUCAUGACCUUAUAUUAUCAGCAAGAAGGAAACACGAUCGUAACAAUCGUAGCAAUCAUAAUAAUUAUAAUAAUUAUAAUUCUUAUUAUGUUGCAAAUACAGAUGAAGAAGAAGAUAAUUAUUUAUAUAAUGAUUAUUCUUCUUCUUAUACAAAUACACAAGAUAAUGAAUACAUAGAUAUGGAAGAAUAUUAUAUGAGUAAUCAUAAUUUAAAUAUAUAUAAAAAUUCAAAGGAGCAAAAAGAAAGGAUAAGAAAACACCACCAUCAAGAUGGUAAUGGUGGUGAUGAUAAUGGUGGUGACAGCGAAUAUAAAGAAAGAGGAACAAAUAAAUAUAAUAAAAAUAAUAAUGAAGAUUAUAUACAACAUAAUAUAGAAAAUGAAUCACAUAAAUGUUUAAAUAAAAUAUUAGAUAUUAUAACAAGAUUUAUAAAUAUUACAAGUUCAUUAGUUUCUUUAAUAUGUGAGAAUUAUAAUGAAAUUAAAAAACUCAUACAAGAAAGAAAAGAUAUAGAUAUGGAAGAGAUAACAAAUGAAAAAAAUGAUCAAAAUAAUAUCAAUGAUGAUCCAUAUCAAAAUCAUGAUAAUUAUAUUGAUUAUAUUAAUUAUUAUAUUAAUUAUAAAAUUAUAGGAGAAAGUACAAUUAAAGAUAUUAAAAUGUUAUUGAAAUAUUAUAGAAAUUAUAUUUAUAAAUUUAUUUGUUUAUUAUUAGGUGAAAAUAAAUUCUUAUAUAUGUAUUCUAAAAAUACAAACAGAGAUAAAAUAUCAUCUCUAAGAUUAUUAGCAUCUAGAUUAGAUUUUAAUCUAUAUUAUGUAAGAUUAUCUAAAAUGUCAGACAGGAAACCACAUCCUACAAAGCUUAAUAUAUCUAAACGUAUUAAAAUGAUGAACAUAUGA
This is a messenger RNA of Plasmodium adleri (nom. inval.), 4653 nucleotides long. Its product is annotated as gamma-tubulin complex component, putative. Lineage: Eukaryota; Apicomplexa; Aconoidasida; Haemosporida; Plasmodiidae. Gene Ontology annotation, molecular function: microtubule minus-end binding; gamma-tubulin binding. Gene Ontology annotation, biological process: microtubule nucleation; mitotic cell cycle; spindle assembly. The transcript has a single exon. Bases 1 to 4653 code for a protein of 1550 amino acids. The record is from RefSeq and is a predicted model, not a curated record. Gene Ontology annotation, cellular component: gamma-tubulin small complex; spindle pole; equatorial microtubule organizing center.